GUUAUAGCACAUACACUUUUAAUCUAGGCUGUUCUAAGUCAAUACCGAGAUGAAGCUUACACGCUGCACCUCCGUUCUAACCUUAUUGUUAUUUGCAGAAAUGGUCAUCGGAUCAUGUGACACAAAAUUAGAGUGUUCUCUUCUUGGUGAUCUCCUUGAAAUGACAAUGAAGCAUAAAGAACCAGAUAAUAUCUGUCAGUGUCUGAGAAGCACAAACAUCCCAGCCUUUACAUCAAUACUGACAAAAAUUCAAGUCCUUGGAGCCAAUGAUGCUAUCAAGUUUGACAAAAUUGUCACCAAUAUACGAAAUGGCUACAAUCCAACCACUGGUACUUUCACUGCACCUGUUGCUGGAGUUUACCAGUUUUCUUAUACAGUCAUGUCUCGUGAUGGAAAAAGGCUGGUUGUCUAUCUUUCUCACAAUAAUAUCAAACAACACAGUACAUGGCUGCUAGGUUCUACACAUGACACAGGAACAACCAAUAUUAUAUUAAAUCUGAAGAAAGGAGACCAAGUUGCAGUUAAGUCCCAUGGCAGUUAUACUGUUCACAGCAACAGUGACUUAUAUAGCUCAUUUUCUGGCUAUCUCAUAGCAAAAUAAAAGAAACUAUAUUGUCA
Mytilus californianus (California mussel) is the source of this 618-nucleotide messenger RNA. Its product is annotated as complement C1q-like protein 3. The transcript has 3 exons. Lineage: Eukaryota; Metazoa; Mollusca; Bivalvia; Mytilida; Mytilidae. Bases 50 to 601 code for a protein of 183 amino acids. Gene Ontology annotation, molecular function: protein binding. The record is from RefSeq and is a predicted model, not a curated record.